Mugil cephalus (flathead mullet) is the source of this 5410-nucleotide messenger RNA. Its product is annotated as tyrosine-protein kinase receptor TYRO3-like. The coding region runs from base 259 to 2874 and encodes 871 amino acids. The record is from RefSeq and is a predicted model, not a curated record. Gene Ontology annotation, molecular function: protein binding; ATP binding; transmembrane receptor protein tyrosine kinase activity. The transcript is spliced from 15 exons. Gene Ontology annotation, cellular component: signaling receptor complex. Gene Ontology annotation, biological process: phagocytosis; nervous system development; cell surface receptor protein tyrosine kinase signaling pathway. NCBI's taxonomy places the organism in Eukaryota, Metazoa, Chordata, Actinopteri, Mugiliformes, Mugilidae.
UAUAAAGUGUUCCCGUUAGCUGUUACAAGAUACAUUGGUUUUAUAUCCUUCAUUUCACACAUUGUUUCCUUGAAAGUAACAGUAGCGGGGCAUACAGGAACUCAGCUGGGCGUGGGUUUAUUCUCCACAGGAAGGAGGCUGGCUGCAUGCAGAAGAAAAAUUCCUCAAAGCCAAAGCACAACACAGGCGUCACUCAGAGGAGCUGACUGACAGCAUGGACGGCACAUGGCACUAAUGUAGGGAGUCGAUGGAAUAAACAUGGCUGUUUGUGAACGUGUACUGACGUCAGGCUGGUAUAGGUUAGUCCUGUUGUUCAUGCUGAUAUGGGAGCAUGGAGCUGAGGAGGUGGACAUUUUUCACUCUGACAAACAAACCAGAGAAGGAUGGGUUUCUGAACCGCGCACAGGAUGGGUUGACAUUCCGAUGACGGUGGGCACUCAGGCCUCUGUGCCUGUGCUCCAAGCUUGUGCUGAAAGAAGAACGAGGACUUUUCUAAGCUCCUGGAUGGAGCGUGGAGACGCCAACUAUCUCCUCAUGGAUGUUGCGUUUGCUCUGGAAGAGGAGCCCUCCGGUGAGGACAGCCCUCUGCAAGUUCACCUUUACAACUCAGACACCUCCUUCACAAGAUUUCGCGACGGCUGGAAAGUCCUGGACCUCCGGACUUCCAAACCAUUCCCAAGCAACUUCAAACAGAGCCAAAUACCUGACUAUCUGAAUCGCAGCGUGGCGCUGAGCUUGGGCUCGGUCACCCACAGAGGAUUUCAUCUGGCCUUCUCCUACUCAGGAACAUGCGCGUUGUUAACCUCCAUCAGGCUGUACUACAGGAGGUGCCCUGGCAUCGUAUCUAAUCUGGUCUCAUUCGGAGGAACAGCGGCUGGAUCGGGGCCCCUCCAGGGUUCUUGUGUGGAGGGAGCUGUGGAGGUUUCUCCUCCUUUUAGGCAGUGUGGUGUAGAUGGAGUGUGGGGGCCACUGGAGGGGAUGUGCACCUGCAAACCUGGGCAUGAAGAAGUGGAGAACGCAUGUCAAGCCUGCAGGAUGGGCUACUACAAAGCAUCCAAUCAGAGUGGAGGAUGCCGGCUGUGCCCAGUGAACACCAGGACCCGUGGGGAGGGAUCAGAGAGCUGUGAAUGUGUCCAGGGUUUCAGCCGCCUGCAAACUGACCCCGAUCACCUCGGUUGCACCAAGCCGCCUUCUGCUCCAGUGAACCUAACAACCCACCACCUCAACGAUUCUGUGCUGACAGUGACGUGGGACCCUCCUCACGACACAGGAGGCCGACCUGAGGUGAAGUAUCGUGUCACAUGUGAGAAGGCGGCAAGCUCUGGCAGGAUGUGGGAGGCGUGCGGGGACGUGUUUUUCCUGCUGGACUCGGCGUGGCUGACCAACACAUCAGUCAGCAUCACGGGUCUGAACCCACAGCUCGACUACAGGCUCUCAGUGCAAGCUUGGAACGACAUUUCCACCCUGCAGGAGGCGCUACAUUUAUCCACUGCUGCUGUUACCAUUCAGAGAUGGAAGGUUCCUCCUGUGGUGACCUCCAUGACCCCAGGCCUAAACACCUCUGGUCACGACCCAACCCAUGCUCCUCAUCGCGAGAGUCGCUCGUUGUCCUUGUGGCUCAUGGUCGCUGCUUUGUUCGUCAGUCUCAUGCUUGUGUCUAUAUUCCUUAUCGCAUCUUACGUCCACCUCCAGAAACACAACAAACGCAGGUUGGACGAACAGCGUUUGCCGGGUAAUCCUGUGUUUUCUCAUCGACGGCUACAGAUGAUGGAAAAUGCAGCCCAGCCCGAAGAUCCAGAGGGGGUUUUCCAGCUGUUGGGAGUACUCAGCGACCAGUUGCUGGACAGUCUGAGGGACGUCCUGGUUCAGAGGCACCAGCUGACCUUGGGCAAGGAGCUGGGCAAAGGGGAGUUUGGCUCGGUAUACGAAGGCAUCUUUACGCCACAGAAAGGCACUGACAUCAGAGUUGCUGUGAAAACCUUGAGAGUCGGGAUCCUCAGCCAGCAAGACUUGCACGAGUUCCUGAGAGAGGCGGAGAUCAUGAAGAACUUUGAUCAUAAAAAUGUUGUGGGGCUGCUGGGGGUCACCUUACAGAGAGAGGAGGACUCUACUCUGCCGGUACCUUUGGUCAUACUUCCUUUCUUGAAGCAUGGAGACCUGCGCCACUUCCUCAUUGCUACCCGCUACGGUGAUGUUCCUAUGUUCGUGCCCCACCAGACCCUCCUGCGCUUCAUGAUAGACAUUGCGAUGGGGAUGGACUAUCUGAGCUCCAACGGAUUCCUGCACAGAGACUUGGCUGCACGUAACUGCAUGUUGGGUGAUGAUCUCAGGGUGUGCGUUGCUGACUUUGGCCUCUCCAAGAAAAUCUACAGCAGCAACUACUACCGACAGAAAAUAGCCAUCCGUGUGCCCAUCAAGUGGAUGUCCAUGGAGAGUCUGUCCGAGUCCAUUUACACCACCAAGAGUGAUGUGUGGUCAUUUGGAGUGACCAUGUGGGAGAUCGUUUCCCGGGGGAGGACACCUUAUCCUGGGGUCCACAGUCAUGAACUUCUGGACCUGCUGCUGUCUGGACACCGACUGAAACCACCUGAGGACUGUGAUCAGAAACUUUAUGAAGUCAUGAGGAGCUGCUGGGACAGGGAGCCAUCCCGGAGGCCUGACUUCAGGGCGCUAGCCGAAGCCCUGAGAGGUCUGUUGUCCGAGUUGCCGGUCCUGGAGCCGAGCCAAGAGGCCAGGUACAUCAACCAGGGCCUGGAGGUCCUCACUUCUUCUUCUUCUUCUUCCACUCAAGAAGUGCACAUAAAUUCAGGUGGACAACAGGAGAAUGUUUCCACAGCAAAUUCAGCAUGCCCAUAUCAACACUAUCAGAGUUAAUCUCAACACUUUUAAAAUGUCCUCACCACAAAGUGUUAAUUUGACUCUUUUUGAAAAGUUGGUAUGUUAACACUCAUAAAGUGUUAUUAUUGACUCUUCGUAUAGUUAAGAUUGAACACUGCUCAACACUUACCAGUGUUAGUUUCUCUCAACACUAGUGUAUAGUGUUAGAUAUCAACUCACUCGACAUAGUGUCAGUUGUUAACUACUACAGGUGUUUUUCCUCCAUAUUUACACUGCAUGGUGUAAUUAUUUUUUCAAUUACAUGUGACAUGUAAACUACAAGAUUGUAAAAUAACAAGGCCAUGUUAAGCUUAGAACGUUUAUUUUAAAAUGCACUACAGUAACAAAUAUAAAACACAUUUAAAUCAUAAAACUGUUUGCACUGGACAGUAGACGCCACUUUACGUCAAACAUCAGGGAAAAUGAGCAGGGGUUGAACUGUCUCUAGUCGCCACACAAGAUUGGCCUCAGGGUCAUAGUAGAGCUCCUGCUUAAAGAAAGACAUACAAACACACAUAUAAAAAUGUUAAAAAUGUUUAAAAAGGUCCCAGAGGUACCAGGAUACAGCAGCCUGCAGCAGGGCAGUAAAGUUGUACCUAGCUAACUUUAUCACCGUCACUGUCUGGUUAGUCUCUGUCAACUUUACCAAUAUUUUAAUAAGGAUGACAGAAAGCUCCUGAAUAAUGUAUCUAAAUGUCCUUGUAGGAUAUUUGAUAACUUGUUAACGUACAACGGCACCAAUUGUGCUAACCCAGCACAGUUUAGCUCGGGUCAAACAGAUAUGUUAACACCACCACAGCUACACAGUCUUUACUUACUUGGUCACUGUUUCUAACUGUUAUAUUAACUACUGUUUCUGCAAUCAGCUGUAACAACUGUAAUAACCUACUUAUGUUAACCAUGUUUGUCCAUGAAUUAGCAUUUACUGAGCAUUGCUGGAGAAAUCAAUGUUAGCGUUAGCUUGGUGUUCCAAUACAGCGCUGUACGGGUCAUACAGUCAACGUCAACAUCAAAUGAAUCGCUUUUACUCACCAGACAAAGCUUUCUCAUCAGUAAAAGUCUCAGGAUGACUGUCCAGGUAUGGGUAUAAUAAAUGGGCGGGGCUAAUAAAUUAACACCUGAGGUGUCGUAUCCAGGUGAGAGUUAAAUGUUACACUUACAGAGUAAAUUCACCAACACCCUAUUUUAACUCUGUAUCUUCAGAGAGUUAUUUAUAACACAUUUAACUCUACAAAGACUAUAUUUAACUCUACUCUUGCUAAAUUUUCGCCAACACCAGAAUUUUAACUCCACAGCAUUUGCUGUGUGGUACUCUAUCAUGAUUUAUGGACAGAUUUGUGUACAAAGACCUCUCUAUGACGUUUUAUAAGGUUACAGUCGAGACUAAAUGAUUUUUAGGACCUCAGUAACAGUUAUUUCCCUUAAAUUAAAGACUGUCUUUCCGUCAUCUGGAGGGUUAUGUAAAGUGUCUGGACAUUUAAAAUUCAUUGUCAGUUCCUCAACUGAAUGUAUAAACAAAUGUUGAAACUACUAACAAUGAUAUCCAAGUUCAGAGUACCUUAUUUGCACUAAUACUACAGAGUACUUUAUUUACUGCUAAUUCUACAUAGUACUUUAUGUGCACUAAUACUACAGAGUACUUUAUUUACACUAAUAAGCAUCACUACAAUCAGUCAAGUAACACAUUCCUGCUCCUUCAGGUCAGGAUUUAACAUAAUUUACAAUGAGAUCUGAUCAUGACGUGAAGAGGGUCGAGCUGUCCAGACACCUGUCGUAGCAGGGAAUUCUGGGUAAUGCUUCAGAAAGGUUUAACGUUGGGAUAAACGCCUGUAAAUGUCUUAUAGUGUAGUUAUGACACAUUGUGUUAGUGAAGACACAAUAAUAGGACACAGUAGAUGAAACAAGCGUCAGCUGAAAUAACAACGACCAUGACUCUGUUUCAUAGGUGUUCACAUAAAAUCAGGAAACGUCAAAUAUACCUCAGGUUUAUUUUUUAUCAAUAUAAAUAUAAGCCUCACAACAGUGAAAAGAAAAUAAUGUAGAUGUUUAUGUUCGAUCCCACACUUCGCAAUACACUAAAACUACUUGCUCAAAGUAGAAUCUUUAAAGGACUAAUUUGAGCUCAACAACGACACCUGGUGGUCAACUCAACACUUAACAGGAAAUUCAGAUGGAGGUUAAACUUUCCUCUCAUUAUAUUAUCUGGUGUGUGUGUGUGUAGAGGUGGAAAACAUUAAAUCUAGUUUUGGGUGUGAGUCCAAAUCUGAAGAGUUUUCACUGUAUUAAAUGCAAUACUGUGUGUGUGUGUGUGUGUGUGUGUGUGUGUGUGUGUAAAUAAUGUAUUGUUUUUUUUUUUUUCUGAGAACAAAUAAACUUUAUUUUUUUUAUCUGUGUUUUUAUCUGUAUUAUCUGUAUUUAUCUGUGUGUACCCGUGGAAAACAUUAUAUAUCUGAGUCCAAAUCUGAACAGUUUUAAAGGAAAUGUUUUGAAUUCACUACUGCUAACAAUAAAGAGUAUUUUGUUUAUUACAUUA